AUGGCGAGUUCGUUUUGGAGUCAUGCGUCCUCCUUGAUUGGUCGCACGAAUAUAUCGAUUCAUUACCAUGUAGACGAGACUCGUUCACCGCUAUACGUGGGGCCAUGGAGGGUGUACACCGCGACGAGGAAGGCGGCAGCCUCGUCCAAUACUAUGGAACAAGCACUCACACGCAACACGGUCUCAGUAUGGAUGUAUACGCCCAUAUCUCGAGGCGUAAUGCGCACGAAAGAAAUUGAGCAUUUGAAGCGAGACGUUACCACUCUUUCACGAUUGCGGCAUCCGUGUAUUCUUGAAGUGGUUGAGCCGCUAGAGGAAUGUCGCUCCAGUUAUUUAUUCGCCACAGAGCAUGUAGUGGCGAGCUCACAUGAACUGUUACAAGAUAGUGUGGAUCCAGCGCACCAACUCGAUGAAGUGGAACUCCAAAAAGGCUUUCUUCAACUGGCUCGGGCCCUCGAUUUUUUACAUGACGCCAAACUUGUUCAUACCAAUCUCACGUCCAUGUCCGUGGUCAUGAAUGCCAAAGGUGAUUGGAAACUGUGUGGUUGUGCCUAUCUCACGUCGCUGGCAGGCGUGCAAUCAGACAGUGGGCGCUGGGCUUAUGAAGAAGAAGAGCAUGCGUUACCAGAGGUAAUGCGCCGAGACAUGGACUUUGCUGAUCCGGUAUACGUAAUAGACCGACGAGUCGGUCCGUACAAUGACAUGUACUCUCUGGGUAUUCUGUUUUACAUGGCGACGCAUCAUAGUGCCAAGCCUUAUCAAACGUAUGGCAGUGCAAGUGCUCUGAGUGCGUAUAUGGAAGACUGGCCUGAGCGAAUGUACUCGUCGACAUGGUCACUGCUGGAAAGAGAUGUCCAAACGAUAUUGACGCGCUUGCUGUCGCGGACUGAAACGCCGCGCUACACGGCCAAGGCCUUUCUGGACCUGCCGUACUUGAACAGCAUGCUUGUGCGUGUGCUCAAGUUCUUAGAGCGUGAGAGUUUUGCGGCUCAUUCGCGGACGGAAAAGGUGCAAUUUUUGCGUGGCAUGUACAAAAUGUUGCCGCAGUUUUCGGUACCAUUGAUGCGCCGCAAACUGUUGCCCAACUUGCUGGAAGCUACCUCAGAUCGAAUGCUGCUGCCGUAUAUUCUGCCCAAUGUAUUUUAUAUUGCCAAAAACUUGUCCCAGAUCGAAUUCACGACAACGGUGCUUGUGCGACUGGAGCCGCACUUUUGCGUGCAUGAGCCAGCACAGUCGCAAAUGUUGCUGCUCAACCAAACAGAUCUACUUCUGAGCAAAACGACACAGAAAGAUUUCCAAACAAGAGUCAUGCCGCUCUUGUACUCUGCCUUUGACAAUGAGCAUGUGGCCGUACAAGAAAAUGCUCUUCAGCGUAUUCCCAAGUUGUGUGGGACGCUUGAUUAUACUCAUGUCAAAGACAUCUUGCUGCCGAAACUCACCUCGCUUUUCUCGAAGACCAAGACGCUGUCGGUCAAGGUCACGAGUUUGAUUUGUUUUCACGCGAUGAUCCCUAUGCUGGACAAGACUAGCAUUACCGAUGUCCUCCUUCCGACGCUCAACCGCAUCAAGACUCGUGAGCCCUCCGUCAUGGUGGGCUCACUUGCCGUAUUUGAAGCCUUGUGCGACAAAGUCGAUCUCGAGACCAAGGCGACGGUGUUUCUUCCUCGUCUAUGGAUCAUGGCCAUGUGUCCCUUGCUCAAUGAGAUGCAAUUUGGCCGUUUCAUGCGUGCCAUCAAAGACAUCGGACAGGGUGUGGAGCAGCAGCAGCUGGAACGUCUGCGUGAGGCCAAGCACCUGCAGCUGCAUACCGAGGAACAGGCAUCGAAAACCAUCGCGCCUGUGCCUCUCAACGCGGCCAUUGCAUCGACAGGUGACAUCGACUUGGAGGCACUGGUGGGUCAUGCGCGGUACGAAACCAGUGUGCAUGCGAUGGAUGACCUCUUUGCCCCGGACAGUGCCCAGCCACGAUCCAAGUCGCCUGUGGUACCUCCGCCGCCGCCGAGUGGCACGCUUGCCCCGCCCCCUGGCUGGAGCGGCGGCUUGCUCGUGCCCGACUCUGGACCUCGUUCGAAGACGCCUCGCGCUGCAUCCAAGGCACAGUGGCACGAUUUUGAUCCACUUUUGUAA
Messenger RNA from Malassezia restricta, 2127 nucleotides. Its product is annotated as SCY1-like protein 2. Gene Ontology annotation, biological process: protein phosphorylation. Gene Ontology annotation, molecular function: ATP binding; protein kinase activity. The transcript is spliced from 3 exons. The record is from RefSeq and is a predicted model, not a curated record. Lineage: Eukaryota; Fungi; Basidiomycota; Malasseziomycetes; Malasseziales; Malasseziaceae. Bases 1 to 2127 code for a protein of 708 amino acids.